AUGAAUCCGCCGUGCAUCUUUACAAACUCGAAGCUAACAAACCCCAGUCCCGACCGCGUGACCCUCUACACAAUAGACUCAACCCCCCUCUUCUUCCAACCCAUUGACGGACCCCCAGUCCCUCACCUCCGCCUCAUCCACGCCUACCCCACCGCCAUCCCGACAAUCCAGAUCGACCGCGGUGCCAUCCGCUUCGUGCUCUCCGGCGCAACGCUCAUGGCUCCCGGUCUCACCUCGCCCGGUGGCCGUCUACCUGAUGCCGAGCAUGCGCUUGAGGCUGGGCAGAUUGUUGGUGUUAAGGCCGAGGGUAAGGAGGAGAUUUGUAUGGUUGGCAUGUUGAAGGUUGGAACUGAGGAGAUUAAGAGUAAAGGAAAGGGUGUUGUUAUUGAUGAGGGGCAUUAUCUUGGUGAUGGACUUUGGAGAAUGCAUUUGGAUUAA
Messenger RNA from Penicillium griseofulvum, 438 nucleotides. Its product is annotated as translation machinery-associated protein 20. The transcript has a single exon. The record is from RefSeq and is a predicted model, not a curated record. Gene Ontology annotation, molecular function: RNA binding. Bases 1 to 438 code for a protein of 145 amino acids. Gene Ontology annotation, biological process: formation of translation preinitiation complex. Lineage: Eukaryota; Fungi; Ascomycota; Eurotiomycetes; Eurotiales; Aspergillaceae.